Messenger RNA from Aspergillus heteromorphus CBS 117.55, 3111 nucleotides. RefSeq names its product putative cytoskeleton assembly control protein Sla2. Gene Ontology annotation, molecular function: phosphatidylinositol-3,5-bisphosphate binding; phosphatidylinositol-3,4-bisphosphate binding; clathrin-cargo adaptor activity. Gene Ontology annotation, cellular component: clathrin-coated vesicle; actin cortical patch. The record is from RefSeq and is a predicted model, not a curated record. Gene Ontology annotation, biological process: clathrin coat assembly; actin filament organization; endocytosis. NCBI's taxonomy places the organism in Eukaryota, Fungi, Ascomycota, Eurotiomycetes, Eurotiales, Aspergillaceae. The transcript has 11 exons. The coding region runs from base 1 to 3111 and encodes 1036 amino acids.
AUGAGUCGCACGGAGGCUGAUUUGGCGAUUAACAUUCGCAAGGCCACGAGUAUUGGGAAGCAUGUUCGGAGCUGCAUCGUGUACACAUGGGACCACAAAUCGUCCGCCGCCUUCUGGGCCGGCAUGAAAGUCCAACCCGUCCUGGCCGACGAAGUCCAGACCUUCAAGGCGCUCAUCACGAUACACAAGGUCUUGCAAGAAGGACACCCGGUGGUGGUUCGGGAGGCGCAGCAGCAUGUCAAUUGGAUCGAUAGUCUGAUGCGAGGUGUUGGAGGAGAGGGAAUUCGAGGAUACGGUCCUCUGAUUCGCGAAUACGUCUUCUACCUCGAGUCGAAGCUGACCUUCCACCGGAACCACCCCGAAUUCAACGGCCUGUUUGAAUAUGAGGAGUACAUCAGUUUGAAGACGAUCAACGAUCCGAAUGAGGGAUACGAGGCCAUUAGCGACCUCAUGACGCUGCAGGAUCAGAUCGACGCCUUCCAGAAGUUGAUCUUUUCGCAUUUCCAAUCGGGAACCCACAACGAGUGCCGGAUCUCUGCCUUGACGCCUCUGGUCCAGGAGAGCUACGGUAUCUACAAGUUCAUCACCAGCAUGCUGAGGGCCAUGCAUACGACCACGGGUGACACGGAGGCUCUAGAGCCCCUCCGUGGCCGAUACGAUGCCCAACACUACCGCCUUGUUCGCUUCUACUACGAGUGCUCGAACCUGCGGUAUCUGACCAGUCUGAUCACCGUCCCCAAGCUGCCCCAGGACCCUCCCAACUUGCUGUCGGAGGAUGACGACCGUCCGGCUCUGCCGAGGCGACCGAUGAAAGAGCCCGAGCCUACGCCGACCCCGCCGCCCAAGGCGGUCGCUGACCCGGAGCCCAUCAAUGAUUUCUGGACCAAUGAAGCCAAGCGCCAGCAGGAGGAGUAUGAAGCAGAGCAGCGUCGUCUGCAGCAGCAAUGGGACGAUCAGCAGCAGCAGCAACUUCUUGCGCAGCAGAAAGCACAGCUCGACUUCGAGGAACAGCAACGCCUCCAGGCAGAGCAGCAGCGCCUCGCUCAGGAGCAACUGUUGCGUGAACAGUACCAGACCCAGACGCAGGGUCGCUUGGCUGAACUGGAGCAGGAGAAUCUGAAUGCUCGGGCUCAGUAUGAGCGCGACCAGCUGAUGCUGCAGCAGUACGACCGUCGUGUCAAGGACCUGGAGGAACAGAUGAACCAGUUGACCUCCAACCUGAACCUGCAGAAUGCCUCCAAGGAUGACCUGAUUCGGUCUUUGCAGGAGCAGGUGAACACGUGGCGGUCCAAGUACGAGGCCCUGGCCAAGCUCUACUCGCAGCUCCGACAGGAGCAUCUCGACUUGUUGCAGACGACGAAGAGUCUCAAACUCAAGGCGGCAUCGGCGCAGGAGGCAAUUGAGCGCCGUGAGAAGCUCGAGCGUGAGCUCAAGACCAAGAACCUCGAGCUGGCCGACAUGAUCCGCGAGAGAGACCGUGCGCUGCACGACAGAGAUCGUCUUACCGGGAGCAACAAGGAUGACCUCGAGAAGGUCAAGCGGGAGCUCCGCUUUGCCCUUGAGCGCGCAGAGAAUGCGGAACGCUCCAAGGGCACGGAGAUCUCGACCCUGUUGUCGAGAUACAACCGGGAAAUGGCCGACCUGGAAGAGGCUCUCCGGAACAAGUCUCGCGCCCUGGAGGAGAUCUCCAGCAAGAACUCGGAGCGCUCCGGGGACCACGAUCUUGCCCUCCGCGAAAAGGACGAGGAAAUCGAAGUGUACAAGUCUGGUAUGGAGCAGGCGCUGAUAGAGCUCGAGGAGCUGAAGAUGAACCAAGGUGACGUCGACACCGCGCUCGACACGCAGAUCGACCAUGUUCUGCACAGCACCGUCUCCAAGAUUAACGAUAUCAUCGAUUCCGUGCUCCAGACCGGUGUGCAGCGUGUGGACGACGCAUUGUAUGAAUUGGAUUCGUCCAUGCAGGCUGGUAACCAGAAUGCCUCGCCCCCGUAUGUGCUUUCGCAGAUCGAAAAGGCUUCGGCGUCCGCCACGGAGUUCUCCACAUCGUUCAACAACUUCAUCGCGGACGGGCCCAACAGCACCCAUGCGGAGAUCAUCCGGACCGUGUCCAUCUUCUCGGGAUCCGUUGCCGAUGUGUUGAGCAACACCAAGGGGUUGACGCGCUUCACCAACGACGACAAGAACGCGGACCAGAUUAUCAACGCGGCGCGUAAGUCUGCGCAGGCCACCGUGCGGUUCUUCCGGGGUCUCCAGUCCGUCCGUCUGGAGGGUCUGGAGGCCUUGCAAAAGACCGAUGUUGUGAUCAACAACAACCUCGAGGUGCAGAGGGACUUGCAAACCCUGUCGAAGCUGGUUGAUGCGUUUGCGCCGAAGAGCGCGAAGAUUGCCACCAACGGCGAUCUGGGUGACCUGGUGGACCAGGAACUUCUCAAGGCGGCCGAUGCCAUUGACGCCGCGGCCCAGCGACUGGCCAACCUCAAGAAGAAGCCCCGCGAUGGCUUCACCACUUAUGAACUUCGGAUCAACGAUGUCAUCCUGGCGGCUGCAAUUGCGGUGACCACCGCCAUCGCCGAACUGAUCAAGGCGGCCACUGCAUCCCAGCAGGAAAUUGUGCGGGAGGGCCGCGGUAGCUCGUCGCGGACUGCCUUCUACAAGAAGAACAACCGGUGGACCGAGGGGUUGAUCUCGGCGGCCAAGGCGGUUGCCUCCUCGACCAACACGUUGAUUGAGACGGCGGACGGGGUCAUCUCUGGCCGCAACUCUCCAGAGCAGCUGAUCGUUGCCAGUAACGAUGUGGCGGCCAGUACGGCGCAGCUGGUGGCUGCCAGUCGUGUCAAGGCCACGUUCAUGAGCAAGACCCAGGAUCGGCUGGAGACCGCCAGCAAGGCGGUUGGCGUGGCGUGCCGGACGCUGGUGCGACAGGUGCAGGAAAUCAUCUCGGAGAAGAACCAGGACGACGGCGACAAGGUGGAUUACGCGAAGCUCAGCUCGCACGAGUUCAAGGUGCAGGAGAUGGAGCAGCAGGUCGAAAUCCUCCAGCUCGAGAACAGCCUGUCCCGGGCCCGUCAACGCCUGGGAGAAAUGCGCAAGAUCUCUUACCAGGAGGACUGA